Molecule: messenger RNA, 673 nt
Organism: Trachymyrmex septentrionalis
Lineage: Eukaryota; Metazoa; Arthropoda; Insecta; Hymenoptera; Formicidae
Exons: 3
Coding region: 338-673 (111 amino acids)
Source: RefSeq, a predicted model, not a curated record
AAUCUUGUACACGCACACAUCCAUUUCACUUCCUCAAAUGUCCUCCCCCUUCUUUACAGUCGCUGUGUUCUUUUCCUUGCUUCGACCGUCGUUCGGCCUUCCCUUCUGUCCCUCUCAUUGGCGCCUCGCCGAGCAUAUCACUCGACCGCAGACGUAUAGCUCAGUUUACCUCAAAAUCUUGAUCCGGGUAACACGUUAAGGAAUCGGCAGAACUCGUAACCGUAUUUACUCGAUUCUUGUUGAUCUUUCUUACUCCGUUAACUUGGAUAACGUGAGACAAGAAGUAGAAGAAAUUAGAAAUUCUUUUCUUUUAUUGACAAAGGAGAAGUGGCAAAGGAUGGAAGCACACGUUAGAAAUGUGAAUGACAGCCUCAACAAUUCACCGACAGAAGCGUACAUGCCUACGUCAGAGACAUCCUUCACUGUCGAGGAAGAAGACGCGUUUGUGACGUUGGUAGUUGUUGUGUUCGGCAUCAUCGUUGCCAUGGUGGUGCUAUUUUCGAUGGGUAUCUUCAUAGAUUGCAGACACCAGGAGAAAGAUUCUAUGAAAAGAAAAAAACUGAAAAUGCUGCCGUUUGCACGAAGAGGUCGGAAAGAUGACGUGAAAGCUUUAGCUCCAAAUAUGUAUCCCAAUGACGUUACUGGGUCCAAGGAGAGAGAUGAUGUAGUUUGA